AUGUUGAACAACACAGUGACUGACGCGACGUCCUCCGAUGAGGAACGCGACGAAGAAAGCGCUAUGUACAAUGGCAAGCCUCAAGACGGGCAGGAACCGUUGCAUAUCCUUGUGACAGACUUGCAAGAGAAAAUGUUUACUAUGGAGACAAAGUUGAAACGAUAUGAAGAUCAAGGAGUUCGAAAGCGACCAUCAACUUCGAGGCCUUCCCUCAAAGAAGCCCCUAUGUUUGCAAGUUCGAUGUCAAUGGGAAUGGACUUGGACCCAAUGGACGAGGAAGAAGACGACGAAGACGAAGUUAGGGCCUUUCCACACAGUACAGUCUCAUUCCUGUUGCUCGCAAAAUGGCCACUGUGUGGGCACAGUCCACCUGAGGAUGCGCUAGAAUGCAGUCAACAAGGACAUGUCCUCAGAGCAAAGCAUCGAUCUCGUGACUAUAUGUGUCUUCCAUUUUGGUUAU
Molecule: messenger RNA, 460 nt
Organism: Cylindrotheca closterium
Lineage: Eukaryota; Bacillariophyta; Bacillariophyceae; Bacillariales; Bacillariaceae
Source: the annotation of a GenBank genome assembly